AUGUACAAGGUUACGAGGAAGCUAUCCACUGACAACACCGCAGCUGUUGUCUCCGCCCGGGUCUUUCUCUGCUCUAGUGUCUAUCGCUUGAGAGCUACACUGGACAAGGCAGAGCUCUUCAAUGAGUUCAUUAAUCCAGAGCUGCGUGAUCAUAUGCGCGAGACGAUACUCGACAAUGCCCACAAAAUCCAUCGGCGCUACCUCGAAGGCGAGUUUGAAGAUCAACCGGCAAGACUUGCCGGUCUCGUGGAUGGUCUGCGUGGGUUUGGAGUCAACGAUGAAGAGAUCGACGCCAUCAUUGCCAUAUCCAAGAAUGUGGACGGCGUGCCAAGCGAAGAGCAAGAUAAAGAGCCCACGCAAGGCCAAGACGAUCCUGACCACUAA
Molecule: messenger RNA, 384 nt
Organism: Phanerochaete carnosa HHB-10118-sp
Lineage: Eukaryota; Fungi; Basidiomycota; Agaricomycetes; Polyporales; Phanerochaetaceae
Exons: 1
Coding region: 1-384 (127 amino acids)
Source: RefSeq, a predicted model, not a curated record